GAAAGGUAUCGCGAUCAGUAGAUCACCAGCCUUGGAUCCGACACUUUAUAUUUUUGUGGUGUUUUAAAAGAGGUUUGAGAAGGCACACAUACACACAGUGUUCCAAUAACUGCGGAACGUAAGAAAAUUUUUAUCACAGGAAAAAAAUUAACGAAAAUCAGGAACAAUGAGCUCCCGAGUAGCUAAAACCAGCAAAUACACCUACAGCUCGUCCGGCGGAGGAAAUGCUGAUGUCAGCAUUGAAUACAGUGCCGAUUUGAGUGCUUUGACACGCUUGGAGGAUAAAAUCCGUCUUCUUCAAGAUGAUUUGGAAAGUGAACGCGAACUCCGUAAUCGGAUCGAACGUGAAAAGGCUGAUCUCAGUGUACAAGUGAUCUCCUUGCAAGAACGCUUGGAAGAGGCUGAAGGCGGUGCCGAGGGCCAAUUCGAGAUCAACAGAAAGCGCGACGUUGAAUUGACAAAGUUGCGUAAACUUUUGGAGGAUGUCCAUUUGGAAUCCGAGGAAACUGCUCACUUGUUGAAGAAGAAGCACUCCGAAAUUAUCGCCGACUUCCAGGAACAACUUGAUGCCGUGACAAAGGGCAAAUCCAGGGCUGAAAAGGAAAAGGCCAAAUUCCAGGCUGAAGUCUACGAAUUGAUUGCCAGCGUUGAAGCGAUCACGAAGGAAAAGUCCGUUUACAUCAAGAAAUGCGAAACGUUGGAAGUCACCAUCCACGAAUUGAACGUGAAGAUCGAGGAGCUCAACCGUACCGUCUUGGAUAUCACUUCCCACAAAUCCCGCUUGUCGCAAGAAAAUGUCGACUUGACCAAGGAAGUGCAAGACUUGAAGAUCUCCAUCGAAGCCGUUCAAUACUCCAAGAGUCAACUUGCCACGCAAUUGGAGGACAGUCGUCGUCGCUUGGAAGAGGAUGAGCGUCGUCGCAUGACCUUGGAAAGCAACUUGCAUGCCGUCGAAGUCGAGCUCGAGUCGUUGCGCGUGCAAUUGGAGGAAGAAUCCGAAGCUCGCUUGGACUUGGAACGUCAAUUGGUCAAAGCCACCGGCGAAGCGUCCCAAUGGAAGAACAAGUACGAGAGCGAAUGCGCUGCUCGCGCCGAAGAAGUCGAAGAAAUUCGCCGCAAAUUCACCAUUCGCAUCCAAGAGCAAGAGGAGCACAUCGAAUCCUUGUUGGUCAAGGUCAACAACUUGGAGAAGCAAAAGAGUCGCUUGCAAAGCGAAGUCGAGGUCUUGAUCAUCGACUUGGAGAAGGCCAACGGCGUUGCGCGUGAUCUACAAAAACGCGUCGAAGUCCUCGAACGCACCAACGUCGAGUUGAAGUCCCGCUUGGAGGAGACUGUUGUCUUGUACGAAGCCUCUCAACGCGACUUGCGCCAAAAACAACAAGACUUGCAACGUCUUAGCCACGAGUUGGACAAAACUCGCGAGCAAAAGGAAGUCUUGGCACGCGAAAACAAGAAAUUGGGCGAUGACUUGCACGAAGCCCGCACCACUGUCACCGAACUCACUCGCCGCAUGCACGAGAUGGAACUCGAACUCCGUCGCUUGGAGAACGAACGUGAAGAGCUCACCGCUGCCUACAAAGAAGCCGAAGCUGGUCGCAAAGCCGAAGAACAACGCGCCCAACGCUUGGUUUCCGAAUUCGGACAAUUCCGUCACGAAGCUGAACGCCGCCUCGCCGAAAAGGACGAAGAAAUUGAAGCUAUUCGCAAACAAACUGCUUUGGAAAUUGAGCAACUUAAUGCCCGUGUCGCUGAUGCCGAAGCCAAGUUGAAGAGCGAAGUGAUGCGCAUCAAGAAAAAGUUGCAAAUCCAAAUCACCGAGCUCGAGAUGUCCUUGGAUGUCGUCAACAAGCAAAAUCUCGACUUGCAAAAGACCGUCAAGAAGCAAUCGUUGCAACUUACGGAAUUGCAAUCCGCCUACGACGAAGUCCAACGCUCCUUGCAAACCACUUUGGAUCAAUACGGUGUCGCGCAACGUCGCUUGCAAUCCUUGACUGCCGAACUCGAGGAGGUCCGCAACAACUACGAAGCUGCCUUGCGUGGCAAGCGUCAAGCUGAAUUGCAAUACGAGGAGUCGCAAGUGCGCGUCAGCGAAUUGGUCAAUGUCAACACCAACUUGCAAUCCAUGAAGGUGAAGAUCGAACAAGAAUACCAAUCUUUGGUUUCUGACUACGAAGAAGUUACUCGUGAAUUGCGCGUCAGUGACGAACGCUACCAAAAGGUUCAGGUAGAGUUGAAACACACAAUUGAACAACUUCAUGAAGAACAAGAACGCAUCGUCAAGAUCGAAACCAUCAAGAAGUCCUUGGAGAUCGAAGUCAAGAACCUCUCAGUCCGCUUGGAGGAAGUUGAAGCCAAUGCCGUUGUCGGAGCUCGUCGUGUCAUCAGCAAAUUGGAAGCCCGUCUCCGUGACAUCGAAGCCGAAUUGGACGAAGAGAAGCGCCGUCACGCCGAAACCUUGAAGAUCUUGAGAAAGAAGGAACGCACCGUCAAGGAAAUCGUCAUCCAAUGCGAGGAAGAUCAAAAGAACAUCUCCUUGUUGCAAGAACAAUUAGACAAAGCCACCUCCAAGAUCAACGUUUACAAGCGUCAAUUGGCUGAACAAGAAAGCAUGUCUGCCCAAUCUGUCAACCGUGUACGUCGCUUCCAACGUGAAGUCGAAGCUGCCGAAGAGCGUGCCGAACAUGCCGAAAGUAAUUUGAAUCUUGUCCGUGCCAAGCACCGCACCUUUGUCACAACAUCCAACGUUCCCGGCUCUCAAGUCUAUCUCGUUUCGACUGAAACCACCCGAUCAAGCGUUGAACGCUUCUAAACGAACGAACAACAACUGAACACUUUUUUUUUCUAAGAUCCUGAUACAACAACAACAACAACCGAAAAUAUGUACGAAAAAUCUCCCGGACUUGCAAAAAAAGAUCGAAAACCGACGUGACGACUGAAAAUUUAGACGAACACAAAAUACCAUCCGAACUUUUGUCGCGUCGAGAGUCGGGAGCAUUAUCUGUGUCUACAAUCAAACCAUUUUAAUUUAAAAAUAAAAACAAAAAUAUUUAUGUGUGUUUGCAAAAAUAAAAUCUUAUUAUUUUUUUUUGACUAUAAAACGUUUAAACUUAAAAAAAAAACAAAUAUUUAUUAAUAAAAAAUGCAAGAAAACCUCUAGUGGCUAAUUUUUGAUCAUCCUUUCCCUUUUUUAUUUCCCCUCGUUUUUUUGUUUUUUUUUCUUUUUGUUCUUCUUUAUUAAAAAAAAAUCCUUCGAUGUAUUUUUGUUGCUAAAAAAAAUAAUUAAAAAAAUAUUUAAAUUAAUUAAUUAAAGAGAACAAAAGAAUUUACCUAAUAUUUAAUUUAAAAAAAAAAAUAAAUUAAUAUCGAAC
Culicoides brevitarsis is the source of this 3368-nucleotide messenger RNA. It is a transcript of the gene Prm, whose product is annotated as paramyosin, long form. NCBI's taxonomy places the organism in Eukaryota, Metazoa, Arthropoda, Insecta, Diptera, Ceratopogonidae. The transcript is spliced from 10 exons. The record is from RefSeq and is a predicted model, not a curated record. Gene Ontology annotation, cellular component: myosin II complex; cytoplasm; myosin filament. Gene Ontology annotation, molecular function: actin filament binding; microfilament motor activity. Bases 167 to 2809 code for a protein of 880 amino acids.